This is a messenger RNA of Symbiodinium pilosum, 795 nucleotides long. The record is from the annotation of a GenBank genome assembly. NCBI's taxonomy places the organism in Eukaryota, Dinophyceae, Suessiales, Symbiodiniaceae.
AUGUCAUCGCCAUCCAAUGCGGCCAAAGCAGAAGCCGCGACCCAGGACAACGCCACAUUUGUUGGCAAGGAGGAGAAGCCGAAAAUGGAGAGCCCUUCUCAGGAAAAGGCGGGCGCUCGGGUGAAGAUCCAAUCUGUUGGAAUGGUGGAACCGGAGGCGUUUUCUCGCAUCCGCGAAGUGGCCACCGAAAUCUCCACAAAGGCCUACCAGAUCUCGGACUCCCUCUUUUCUCACAUGCUCCAUGCAGAGGCCCUCGGUCCUCCACGAGUCAAGGCCUCGGCUUCAGCAGUGGCAGCACGUCGCCGUGCGCUUGGCUUGGUGGACGUGCUGGUGGUGAGCGUCACAUCGUUGGCCGCCUCAGAAGGCGCUGGCUUUUGGCAGCCGCUGUGGAGUGUGGAUGCCAGUGUGUUCGAGGAGACAGUGGGCGGCCACAACUCACGCGUCAACUUUGGAGUGUUGGUUGUGGUCUCUCUUGGUUAUCUCUCCUUGCUGCACUGCUCGUCAAGGCUUAUGGAGGCUCGUUUGCCGGUCAAGCAAACCAUCUUUGAAGCGCUCAUGGUCUACAACAUGACGCAGAUGCUCCUGAAUACGUAUGUAUGUGGGAACCUACUGCGCGAAGCCUGGCAGCCUAUCAGCAGUGAGUUCAAGUCUCGUCGCAGAAGUGGGGGUAUCUUUGUCUUUGUGGUUGCAAGCUCUGUCGGAGCUUCUCAAGUCGUAGUGUCUUUUUCAGAGGCAGUAGAAUGGGUAGCUGGGGUUACGUGCAGACCUUACGUCUUGAGAAAAACUAAUAUCUAA